Molecule: messenger RNA, 1276 nt
Organism: Acanthochromis polyacanthus (spiny chromis)
Lineage: Eukaryota; Metazoa; Chordata; Actinopteri; Pomacentridae
Product: chemokine XC receptor 1-like
Exons: 2
Coding region: 168-1181 (337 amino acids)
Biological process (GO): G protein-coupled receptor signaling pathway; immune response
Cellular component (GO): membrane
Molecular function (GO): G protein-coupled receptor activity
Source: RefSeq, a predicted model, not a curated record
GUACUUUUCUCCGGUACCAGAUGGACUGAAACUCCCUGGUAGUAUUGCAUAUAUAAGACACAAAUGACACAGUCACUGACAGAAACAUUGAGCAGCACCUCGAGUGACCCAGAGUACAAGCCUGAGAUCAGUUGUCAUUUUUCUCACAAGACUUCAACAAGUAAGGAAUGGCCCCUUACAGUUAUUAUCACUAUGAAGAUUACCAUGACUUUCUGUUCUACGAGUACAUUGAAACGACUGUGGAAAAACCUCAAGAAGAGCAAUCAGCAUUUCAAGUCUAUGCUGCUGUGUGCUGCACCCUCAUCUUCUGCAUCAGUUUGAUGGGAAACAGCUUCCUGCUCUGGGUCCUUCUGAAGGAACGAGCCUGGAGGACCACGUGUGACAUCUUCCUUCUGCAACUCACAGUUUCCAACCUUUGCUUCACCGUGACCCUGCCCUUUAUGGCCAGCGAUGCUCUCCACAACUGGGUGUUUGGGGAGUGGGCCUGUGGAACUGUGAGAGGGUUUAAUAUCCUGGGAAUGAACAGUUAUGUGAUAAUACUCACUGCUGUGAUUUUACAUUGUUAUAUGACUGUUGUUCACGCUUCACGUCUGUCUUCACAGGCCUUCAGUAAACGGCGUGUCCUUGUGGGCAGCAUUGUGAUAUGGCUCGCAUGUGCUGUUUCUAGUAUUAAAAAUUCAGUGACAAGUGCAGUCAUAGAUGUGAGUUUUGGUAAAGUGUGUACAGGUGUAGAGUCACCAUAUAUGAUGAUUGUUAGCAUCUGCUUUGAUGUGACCCUUUUCUUCCUCCUUCCUUUUACUGUCAUCACAUUCUGCUAUGUCCACAUGUGGAUAACUAUUAAACAGCGCAAGAUAACGAGACAGGACCAGCCUUCAAAACUGAUUUUAGGGAUAACUAUUUGUUGUUUUCUUUGUUUGGCUCCUCACGUUAUCACAGUCUUUAUGCAUGCCCUAUCCUUCAUGAACAUAUUUGAAUCCAGACUUGAACUGAUGUAUGGAUGGCAUCAUGCCAUGUUCAUUAUUUACCCACUGACUCACUUCUAUUGCUGCCUGAGUCCCCUGUUCUACAUAUUUGGAGCCCAAAGAUUUAGGAGGCAUCUCCCUGGACCAUGUGAAAGAGACGGAGAUGGGAGUAACAAUGACACAGCAGCAUUCAUCACUCUAGAAGAAAUUUGUGAGUGACAACCAAGCUUUUCAUUUGUGUAAAUAUUUUUAAGAGGCACGACACAGUCUGUUUUUUAACCCGUAUUAUUAAAAAAUUGUCAUUUUCACUUUUA